This is a messenger RNA of Saccharomyces mikatae IFO 1815, 3258 nucleotides long. It is a transcript of the gene HOS4, whose product is annotated as Hos4p. Gene Ontology annotation, molecular function: protein binding. The record is from RefSeq and is a predicted model, not a curated record. The transcript has a single exon. NCBI's taxonomy places the organism in Eukaryota, Fungi, Ascomycota, Saccharomycetes, Saccharomycetales, Saccharomycetaceae. The coding region runs from base 1 to 3258 and encodes 1085 amino acids.
AUGAAUGACAGCAAUACGAAACAGCCGCUAAAGAAAAGAUCCCUGAGUAGCUAUCUGUCAAACGUCACUACGAGACUGGAAGAGCUGGAAAAGAUAUCUAAACAAAAAACACCAGAAGAAGAUACUGUCAGUGAGCAGAGACGGAAAGAACUAUUGUCGGAAGAUACAAAUCGUAAACUUCAAGACAAGGCCGUGUCGUUGCAUACAACGGAUGCGAGUAUCCCUGAUGGUACUCCAGAUAAUUUAAGUGCAAAGGACUCCGAAGCUCCGAUCCAGCAAAACGAUGCAAGCUCACAUGAACGAGAAGUAAGCCAGAACGAUCGUCUCAACGGUCUAUCAGAAACGAAUGGAAAAAUGAGCCAGGUAAGCCGAGCGACGACUUCUUCAUCAUCCAAUGUACGUAAUAUCGAUAUUCAAAGCCAUCAACCUUUUUCAAGAGACCAGCUACGAGCGAUGUUAAAAGAGCCAAAGAGGAAAACUGUGGACGAUUUCAUUCAAGAAGAGGGCUUGGGAGCCGUUGAAGAAGAAGAUUUAAGCGAUGAGGUUCUCGAAAAAAACGUAACGGAACCAGGCGAUGAGGAAAGAGACAUAGAAUAUAGUGAUUCAGAUAAGGAUACAGAUGAUGUGGGGAGUGACGAUCCAACGGCACCAAAUUCUCCGAUUAAACCAGGCCGUCGCAAGCUGGUUAGGGGUGACCAACUUGAUACAACCACAAGCUCCAUGUUUAAUAAUGAAUCAGAUUCCGAGCUAUCAGAUAUUGACGAUAGCAAGAAUAUUGCCUUAUCGAGUAGCUUAUUUAAAGGUGGUUCUUCUCCUAUCAAAGAGGCUAACAGAAAUGUCACCAGUAUGAGUUCUUCACCAGCACAGAAUGCUAAAGAGGGCACUAUUGCCAAGACUAACGACGGUCACAAAAAUUCUCAUAUAGCUAUUCCCAAACGUCCCAAACAGAAAAAAGGUAUUUAUAGGGAUUCUGGUGGUAGAACAAGGCUACAAAUUGCUUGUGACAAGGGUAAAUUUGACGUGGUAAAGAACAUGAUUGAAGAAGGCAGUUACGAUAUUAAUGACCAGGACAAUGCUGGUAAUACAGCGUUGCAUGAAGCAGCCUUGCAAGGUCAUAUUGAAAUUGUAGAACUUUUGAUAAAGAAUGGUGCGGAUGUAAACAUUAAGUCUAUCGAAAUGUUUGGUGAUACCCCUCUAAUUGAUGCCUCCGCCAAUGGCCAUUUAGAUGUUGUCAAAUAUCUCCUUAAAAAUGGUGCGGACCCAACCAUACGUAAUGCCAAAGGCUUGACUGCCUUCGAAUCUGUAGAUGAUGAAUCUGAAUUUGACGAUGAAGAAGAUCAAAAAAUAUUACGCGAAAUAAAGAAAAGAUUAAGUGUAGCCGCCAAAAAAUGGACCAAUGGCACAGGACCUCACAAAGACAUGUCCAAUACUGACAACAAUACGCAUAUAACGGAUCGUUCACAUUUUGAUGAUAGUGCAAGAACCGAUAACAAAAAAGCUGCUGACCCCCCUGCUACGUUCUCUAAUAUUGACGAAAAAGCUCCAGAGGAGGAGUUUUAUUGGACGGAUGUUACUUCUAAAGCAGGUAAAGAAAAGUUAUUUAAAGCUUCAAAGGAGGGUCAUUUACCAUAUGUCGGUACAUAUGUAGAAAAUGGUGGUAAGAUAGAUCUAAAGUCUUUUUUUGAAAGUGUUAAGUAUGGCCAUGAAGAUAUUACAAGUAUCUUUUUGGCAUUUGGGUUUCCAGUUAAUCAAACUUCAAGAGACAGCAAAACAUCUGCACUAAUGAUGGCUGUUGGUCGUGGGCAUCUUGGAACCGUUAAACUGCUAUUAGAAGCAGGGGCAGACCCAACUAAAAGGGAUAAAAAGGGACAUACCGCUUUGUACUAUGCCAAAAACAGCUUAAUGGGGAUAACAAACAGUGAGGAGAUUCAAUUGAUUGAAAGUGCCAUGAAUAACCAUCGGAAAAAACACUCGGACAAUAUCAAUAGUAGUAGUAAUGAUAAUGAUAAUGAGGAGGAUAUCGAAACGUAUAAUCAAGAGACACAUGGAAAGAGGAAAGAAAAAUUGCAGUCGCCCAUUUUAACGAGUCGAAGAUGUGUCACACCUAAGAUCGAAGACAAUGACGAUGAUGCUGGAAUUCCCGACCUCGCAGAUGAUGGCCUGGGUGAUGAAUAUAAUGUCAAGAAUUCUAUUGCUUCCAAUUCAAAUACGAGACCAGCAGAAAAUGAAAAUGAUGCUAUUCAAUAUCCACUUGACUGGAAAAAACGUAAGGCAAUUGUUUUGCAAGAUGAAGAAAAAGCAAAAAGCGUUUCACCACUUACUAUGGAACCUCACUCUCCUAGGAAAAUUAAGUCUGUAGAAAUGAACAAAAUUCAUGAAGAAACUGCUGAUGAGAGGGAAACAAGGCUAAAAGAAGAAGAGGAGUACAGGAAGAAAAGAUUAGAGAAGAAAAGAAAGAAAGAACAGGAAUUACUGCAAAAGUUAGCCGAAGAUGAAAAGAAAAGGAUCGAAGAACAAGAGAAGCAGCGAGUUUUAGAAAUGGAAAGACUGGAAAAAGCUACUUUGGAGAAAGCCAAACAAAUGGAGAGGGAAAAAGAAUUGGAAGAAAUUUCCUAUAGACGGGCCGUAAGGGACCUAUAUCCGUUAGGAUUGAAGAUCAUCAACUUCAAUGAUAAACACGAUUAUAAGAGAUUUCUACCGCUUUAUUAUUUCAUAGAUGAAAAGAACAAUAAACUCGUGCUUGAUUUACAAAUAACAAUAUUAUUGAAGGACAUGAAUUUGCUCUCAAAGGACAAUCAACCAAUGUUUGAGAAGUUUCCUGUUGACCCUAAAAAUUUGUCUUCACUUUGGAAUAUGCUUAAAUUCAUUUUUUUGUACGGAGGUAGCUAUGAUGAUGACAAAAGUGAUAUGAAGUACAACAAAAGAUUUGUAGUAAAUUUCGAUGGCGUUGAUUUAGAUACAAAGAUUGGGUACGAACUUUUGGAAUACAGAAAGUUCAUCAAUUUGCCCAUGUCAUGGAUUAAGUGGGAUAACGUUGAUAUUAAAGACCCCACAAAAAGGAAGGAAAUUGAAGACAAUAUGAUUCAAAUAUCUAUAAACGAGUUUACACACCUAAGAAACGAUAAAGUCAAUGAAUCGCAACAACCAAUACGUAAAAGACGUUGUAUAAAAGUACCGCGAGAGCUGCCAGUUAAAUUUCAACACCGUAUGUGCAUAUCUUCCAUUCUUCAGCAGACAUCAAGGGAGCCACUUUGGUAA